Coccomyxa subellipsoidea C-169 is the source of this 660-nucleotide messenger RNA. RefSeq lists its product as hypothetical. The record is from RefSeq and is a predicted model, not a curated record. The transcript has 2 exons. NCBI's taxonomy places the organism in Eukaryota, Viridiplantae, Chlorophyta, Trebouxiophyceae, Coccomyxaceae. Bases 1 to 660 code for a protein of 219 amino acids.
AUGCAGUACACUCCGCAGCAAAUUACCUGGAAUGCUGGUUUCCAGGCAGCAUUCAUAACCAAUGACCAGCCUGCCACACUGCCUCCAAGCACGGACCGGCCAGUGCGCGCAGCUGCGCAGGAAGCCGCAGAGAAGAUCCACAGGCAGAACCCAGACAGCUGCUCAGACCCAGGCAGCCAAGACAGUGGCAGCGGCGACAGUGGCAUUGAAGGGGAGCAGGCAGCGGGUGCGAUCCUUCAGCAGGAGUGGUCUCUGCCUCGCCAGCCUGGCAUGCAGCAGGGAAGCCGCAAGAAGCCGCGCACAGAUGCAGAUCAGCUCGCAGGAGGGGCUGUUGUGUACCAAUGCUCAGAGGGCAAUGCGCGCAGCAUUGCCAGCAAGGAUCAGCCUGUGGCUAAGGGUGACAUGACCCUGGCUGUCACCGAGGGUGACGUAAGCGCAGACGACUUCUGUCGGAUUUUCAGAUCGUCGCAGGCCCAGCGCCGGCAGCUGGAGCAGGAGAACAGGAAGCUGCGUGCGCGCAUGCAGGAGAUGGAGGAAGCUGCCAGGAAACAGGCGGCAGUUGUCAGGAACCUGCGCAGAGAUAACAUCCUCGCAAAGGGGAACCUGCAGGCAGCUGAGGUAAACCUGCGCGCAACAGAGCAGGUGAUGAAUGACACUUGA